AUGUCCUCUUCCAAGUGGCAAAUAUUGUUUGCCCUUCAGGAGGCUCAUGAGUGCGCUCGAAACCGUAGCGAUGACUGGCGGUUCAACCUCGAUUUGAUAGCAGAUGAGGACUUUUUCCACUGCAUGGGUUUGGCCAAGUCGACAAAGUUGAGAUGCAGCAGGAAGAUGAAAAGCAUGCUUCGCCUUGAUGCCCGGCUACUACGGGAUGAGCUUGGCUCCAAGACUUUUGACUGGACGUCAGAUUUCGUCAAGAUUCAAGACUUUCUCACGAAAUCCCACUGCGGUUACCACCUAGCUCAAGCAACCUAA
This is a messenger RNA of Verticillium alfalfae VaMs.102, 309 nucleotides long. RefSeq lists its product with no specific name. The record is from RefSeq and is a predicted model, not a curated record. NCBI's taxonomy places the organism in Eukaryota, Fungi, Ascomycota, Sordariomycetes, Glomerellales, Plectosphaerellaceae. The coding region runs from base 1 to 309 and encodes 102 amino acids. The transcript has a single exon.